GACUGGUCGGCGACGCGGGACGAGCUGGAGCUGGGACUCGGCGUCCGUCCGUCCGCCUCCCCGUCGGCUCGGGUCUAGCCCUCCCAGCGAUGCCGUUGUCUCCCCGCUGAUCCGAUAAUGCAAUGGCGCUCGAUAGUGCUGGGCCUCCUGCUCUUGAGGCUGGGCCUCCACCUCACGCUAUGGCUCCUCUUCGGCUUUGGACCCAGCAUGGGCAUCUACCGGAGCUUCGUGCCCUUUCGUUUCGGCUUCAGUGUGGUCCGGCAGGCCGAGGCUCAGACCCAGAACCAGGCCCAGGCCGCCAAGCAGCCGUCAUGGUUCGACCAGACUUGGGUGCGGGGCCAGGUCGCGGAAGGUCACUCCCUGACCAUUGGGGACCCGGUGGUGUGUAAGAGGCGCCCGCCCCCCGCUACCAGGCCCGCUGGCACCGGCUACAAUUUCUUGGACAGUUUCGGGGAGUACAGCCGCAAGUACAGCGCCUUCCCCGAGCCGCAGCGCCGCCGCAUGAAGGAGGCCGCCCUUCGCAUGUUCUACUUUGGCUACGAGAACUACAUGGAGCACGCUUUCCCUGAGGACGAACUCAAUCCCAUCGACUGUCGGGGCCGGGGACCUGACCGGGAUAACCCUUCAAACAUAAACAUUAAUGAUGUCCUUGGGAACUAUUCUUUAACACUGAUCGAUGCACUUGAUACACUAGCGGUUUUGGGCAAUGCUUCAGAGUUCAAAAGAGCAGUGAAGCUUGUAAUUACCACAGUCUCCUUUAAUAAAGAUUCAACCGUGCAAGUCUUUGAAGCAACGAUCAGGAUUUUAGGAAGCCUGCUUUCUGCUCACAUGAUCAUAAUGGAUCCUGCUCAGCCAUUUGGAAACAUGGCUCCAGAGGGUUACGAUGAUGAGUUGCUUCACCUAGCUCGUGAUUUGGCUGUGAGAUUGUUGCCAGCGUUUGAAAACACCAAAACUGGCAUUCCUCAUCCAAGGGUGAAUCUAAAGAAGGGAGUGCCUUCUACUUGUCUUAAUGAAACAUGCACUGCUGGAGCUGGUUCUCUGCUUGUGGAGUUUGGAAUCCUCAGUCGCCUCAUUGGGGAUUCUACAUUUGAGUGGGUAGCUCGCCAAGCAGUGAGAGCUCUCUGGAAGCUGAGAAGUGAUGAGACGGGACUCCUAGGGAAUGUGGUAAAUAUUCAGACUGGACAAUGGGUUGGGAAACAGAGUGGCUUGGGAGCAGGAAUGGACUCUUUCUAUGAGUAUCUUCUGAAAUCCUACAUAUUGUUUGGAGAAAGCGAAGACCUGGAGAUGUUUAAUGCUGCAUAUGAGAGCAUUCAAAAUCAUCUGAGAAGAGGGCGUGAAGCGUGUAAUGAGGGAGAGGGAGAUCCUCCGCUUUAUGUUAAUGUGAAUAUGCUGAACGGCCAACUGAUGAAUACAUGGAUUGAUUCACUACAGGCCUUUUUCCCCGGUCUUCAGGUUUUGACAGGUGAUGUAGAAGAUGCUAUUUGCCUUCAUGCAUUCUAUUAUGCCAUAUGGAAACGGUACGGGGCUCUUCCAGAACGAUAUAACUGGCAGCUUCAAGCACCUGAUAUAAUGUUUUACCCACUGAGGCCUGAAUUAGUUGAGUCGACUUAUCUAUUGUAUCAGGCAACAAAAAACCCUUUCUACUUGCAUGUGGGAAUGGAUAUCCUUCAGAGUCUGGAGAAGUACACCAAAGUCAGAUGUGGUUAUGCUACACUUCAUCAUGUAAUAGACAAGUCAAAGGAAGAUCGAAUGGAGAGCUUCUUUCUCAGUGAGACCUGUAAAUAUUUGUAUUUGCUAUUUGAUGAAGAUAACCCAUUGCACAGAUCAGGGAGCAAAUAUCUUUUCACAACAGAAGGCCAUAUUUUGCCAAUAGAUAAGAUUUUCAGAGAAAAGUCAUGGGAAGAUACCACCUCAAAAGAAGAGGGUUUUGUAGAUAACUCUGGCGAGCUGGACCACAGACCUGCUAAUUCCAGCAUUAAUGUAAUGUAGCAGGGUCCCCAGUGAGCGGAGAUAUGCACUGCCUUUGAAAGGAGUUUACAUGCAGCAGAUUGACCAGAUGGUGGGACUUCUUUAAUCCAACCUCAUCUCUUAUGCACAGAUGUACAGGGACUUACUUCAGCUAUGCAAUUUUUAUUUUUUUUGUAUAUAAAUGUGUUAGCAUUUAUUUAUUGAUUUUUACAACAUCUCUGAAAAUAUUUCUAGGACUUGUAAUAUCAAAGCAGAGAUGAAAAUACAUCUGCACCUUGCUUCUAUGCAAGGGGGGGGAAAGGCUUUGUUAAAAUAGAUUGUUUUUUGAUGCACGGUGUCUUCUAUGAAGACAUAAAAUUAAUAUUUUGUCUACAGUGCUUAUCUAGAAAAAGAUAAAAUAUAAAAGACGUGCUAGACAUUUGUUUAAAUCCACUUCUGUUAGUGUGCCCUAUCUUAAAUAUGCAGCAGUGUGAAAUAGGAAAGAUUCAAUGAAAAUUGAUAUCCAUUUUUUUUUUACUGAUGCAUUUCCUUUGAAUUGUUGUAAGAAUCAAGCAAUGCUCUAAAGAACUGGACUGGAAAUAUCAUUAAUACAGCCUUGAGUCUAACGGUCUAAUGUUGGGUGCUGAGUGUCUAUAGCAAAAGAAAAUGUAAUCAACUUUGGUUUUGGUUAAUGUGCCUUCAAACUAUCAGUGUAUUUAACAAAAAUAUCUGGUGUCAUGUCUGUCUGGGCAUCAAACUACAUUGUUUUAUGUUAGCGCUUUAAUGUGUGUUCCAUGUACAUUAAUUAGAUUGUUUGGUUCCAGGCUAAUUGAAGACUGUUUAUAACAUAGUUUGCCAUAAUCACACUCAUUAACUUCAUUAUGAUUUAUUUUUAUGGAUGAUUUUAUGUGAUCUGUGUUCAGAAAGUAAAGCUCGUUUGCAUCUUGUUGAUACAUAUGUAAAAACAGCUGAGGUGUCACUGAGUGCUAUAACGUGGCACAAAGCAUCCAUAACUUUGAUUGUUUGAAGGGAAUUUUGGAAUUCUGUUCAUUGCUUCACUCACAUUGAUGCAAAUAUGUUUGAGUGCGAUGAAAUUUGGAUCAAAUCAACAUGAUUACAAUUCCUUCAGAAGGCCAUCUUAAAAUAGUUGGAUUUCAUUUUGCUAGCAUUUGCUUCCCAUAACUUCUAUCAAAUUAUAAAUGCUAACUGUGAACUCCGCUACUCACUCUGCUCUUCUGCAACAAUAAUCAACCUGUCAAGCGUCAUGAUGAAAAUUAACUUUCCACAAAUAGGCAAUUACUUCAUUACAAUCCCCAUUAUGUGUCUUGGUUUGACCUUGGAUGGGGAUGGUUUAAGUGGAAUAGAUCAGGCUAUUGCAGUGGAAUAUUUAUUAACCUCUUCACAAAGCAGAAUUUUACAUUUCCCGCACUCUUAAUUUCCCAAUAUAUAUUGUAUUUGAACAACUGUCUUUAAAAUUGCACACACAUAUUAAACUAAACCACAUUUCUUCUUGUGAGGUUGUGUGAGCAUGCAUUUGUGCACACUUUUUUUGCUCUGUUCUGUCAUUAUAAAGUCCAUGUGCGAAAUUAUGAAUACUUAAGGACCCCUAGCCUGUGUUCAACCACAGUACUAUUUAGUUUUUUUAAGUUGUAGGGUGAAGAGAGUGGAGGAAGUUAACUUAUCCCAAGUGUGACUAGAUGAGUCCAUAAGCUAAAGUUUAAUAUUUUAAGAACAAACAUUUGUGUAGUUUGUGGUGGUGAUGGGGUGCCUUAGUGUGGAAGUUAACUCGGGGUAUCCAGAUUAGCCAAAGGAAAUUAGGGUGAACAUUGAUAAUGCCACGUGGCAACACCUUGUUACUUCCAGUCUGUGAUUACCUCUAACUGAGCUUCAGCAGCUAUCUCUUGCCAUCAUCGCUUACAUUAGUAAUGCUCCAUUGCUCAGUCAUCAUAUUUCCAAAAUGUGGGCUUGCUUGGAUUCUUGUAUUCAACAGCAUUCUCAGUUUGCCGUUGUUGCUCUGACCCCACCCCUCUGCUCUCCCCUCCCAUUCACUUUUUAAACUUGGCUUUCCUCUCACCAUCCUGUCUUUCAUUAACAGCCCUGCCAAUCUCUCUCACCCCCUGGCCCACCCUCCACCAAACUGACUCCCCCUAUUCCCCAUAUUCUUUCCUUGUUCAUUCCCUGGCCCUCAUCUUUGUGUUCUUUGUUCCGAUCGUGAUCCUGAUCUUGUUUUCUCACCUUCUGUGCAUUCCCUCUGUUCCCUACUCCAUCCUGGCCCAUAUCCGUUCUUCUCCCCAAAGAUAAAUAAUUUGAUUUCUGUUCAGUCUUUCCCAGAGAUUGGGAAAUCAUGGCCCAGCCCUGUUCCCUCCCUCCAGGAGUUAGCUGCAGUUUUCACUAAAGAACGUCAUUUAUUCUUUGCAGAUCAAUUGAUAUUACUUUAAUAUAUUAUUACUUAAUAUAUUUGAAUGAGUUUACCUGUUUUUUUUUUCCCAACCCACAAUUUACCUGCUGUUUUAAUGUUAUCAGUGACUUUAUGUUAACCAUUGUGCAAUCAGCAGAAACCUCCAGAUCCCCAUACUUAUGUGAAAGUAAAAAAAUGUCAGAUUAGGGCAUGAUCAUAUAAGACUCUCCUUUCUGUAAUGUGUGCAAUGAUGAUGCCAAAUUUUUAGGUAUGAUGGCCAAAAUUAUGAUUUAUAUGCCUAUUGGUCCUUUUACAUAAUUGACCAAUUGCAGCGGUAGAGGUGACAAAGUGCAAAAGAUCUGCCUCAUUUUUAACUUGUAAGUAAAGGUUUCUUGCCAAACAUUGUUUUCUUACAGAUAAUAGUAUUUACUCGAAAGCAGGAUGUUUAAUAUAAAGAACAAUGCUAAACUAUCAAUGUUUACCAAAAUCAAUGUGCAAUACACUGUUGUAUAGAAGGAAAUGUUUUAAAUAAAAUAAAUUUUAUUUUCCCAGAAAUGAGCAAUGGUAUUAAAAUUGUCAAAGGACCAAACAAAUGUCAAUAAAAAUACAAUGCCAUUUUUUUUUUUGUUGCUGCUCUUUUUUUCCUUUCCAUUGUCUGAGUCAAAACAUGCACUCUGUAUCUUCUAAUCUCACUAAUAGUUUUGCAUAGAAAUUGCAGGCUUUUCCACAGCUGAAUGGUCUUUUCCAAAGCUUGCUACGAUAUCUAAAGCAAAGGAUUAAACUCAUUUUUUUUCUCACCAGACUCUUGUUUUCUGCACAAAAACACGAAUCCCCUAAAACCAUGCCAGCUCCAUUAAUUAUUAAUCUAAUAUAGUCUCCCAUGUUGUCCAUUGUCAAUAUUUGACAUCCAACCUUCUCUCCAAAUUUCAUCCAUUGCUAAUUUAAAAAAAUCAGUUCCCGCUAUCCAGUACUUCAAAAUACAUUUUAUAUGUUAAUCUUGCAGACCAUUCUAAUGUGACAAGCUUAUGGUUUGCAAUCUUAAUAUUCAGCCAAUUAUAUGACAUGCAGUGUCCCUUUACAACGGACUUGGAGAAAUAAACGCACACACCUUGUAACUUUUUAGAAUAACAUCAAGUAGCUCUACAUAAAUAAAUCCCAGUCUAUCCAUUCUCCCUGUAACUUAAGCCCACAAGCCAAAGUAACAUCCCUGCGAAUCUCUUCUGCAUCCUUUCCAGUUUAAUUGCAUCCUUCCUAUAGCUGGGAAGGCAGAACUGCACACAUUAUUCCAAAUGUGGGCUUGCCAAUUACCUGUAAGGCUGCAUCAUGAUGUCCCAACUUUUGUACUCGACAGCCUUCACAAUGAAGGCAAGUGUGCCAAACACCUAUUCACCACUUUCUCCACCUGACUUGCCACUUUCGGGGAAUUUCCUAGAUUGCUCUGUACUGCAACACUCUAGGGCUCUACCAUUUAUUGUGCACGUCCAGUCUUGGUUUGACAUUCCAAAGUGUUAACAUGUCACACUGAAAUUCCCAAGUGAUCUAGAUCAUGUUGUAAACUUUGAUCUGGUUGUCCACUGUACCACCAAUCUUGAUGUCACCUGCAAAUUUAUUAACAAUGUUAUUUACAUUGUCACCCAAUCGUUAAUGUAGUAACCACUGAUUUGUUGCUAUCCUUCAGCAAUUUCCUAUUCACUUUGUUACUGAUCUUGUUUCAGGGCCUCAUUUUGCAACCAGCCUUUUUUUAAAUGUUUCAGACAUAAUCUGAAAAUACAUUUUGACCAUAUCUGUUGCAUUCCCCUGACCCACCUUCUGUGCUGUGUAAUCAAAAGUCUUCGUCAGAUUGGUGAAAUGUAAUUUUCAAUGAGCAAAUCUAAGCUGUCUUGUAGCUCCAGCAACGCAGUCCUGACUGUGACCUUAGUCAAUGUCUGUGUGGAGUUGGUCAAUAGUCUUUCAAUUACAGCACUCUUCUGCGCGCUCCAGUUCCUUCCACGCCAGUCUGAGAAUGCAUUCAGAUGUGCAGGCAAAUGAUGAAUGGGACUCAUGGGAUUGUUGACCAUAGUGUGGUGGUCAGGAUGGUGUGGGUGUGAUGGAUUGAUAGAUACAGCAUGGCAACAGGCUCUCACUGAUACCAUUGUGAAGAAGGUACAGGAGCCUGGGAACUAUUACCUCCAAUAUCAAGAAGACUUGCAACAAGGCACAAGGAACUGAAGACACUGGUUUAUCCAAAAAAAGACGCAACGUGCUCGAGUAACUCAGUGAGUCAGGCAGCAAUUUUAAAUAACAUGAAUAGGUGAUGUCUCGGGGUGGGAUUGAAACAAUCAGUCUGAAGAAGGGUCCUGGCCCAAAGCACUACCUAUCCAGGUUCUCCCAGUCUAUCUCCUUCCCUCUAUAGAUGCUCCCUGAUUUGCUCAAUUCCCCUGGUAGUUUGUUUUUUGUUCAAGAUUUCAGCAUCUGCAAUCUGUUUUGUCUUCGGUGCUUCUUUCCUCUUUGUCAACAAUGUAUCCUGUUAGCUUUUUAAAAAGCAUUUAAGCCUCUGGUGAGAAGGAAAGUUUUUUAUUUGAAUGGCUCAAUCAAACAUCAGCAGUACUGGGCUGUUCCAUGGGCUUCACAGUCUCCUCCUGACUUUGCUGUUCAAAUGAGAAGAGCGAGCGAACGCGUGGACAGACGGACGAAAGCAACGAUCAUAGAGCAGCAUAGGUGGACAUUUCGGGCAGAGACCCUUCCUCAGACUGACAUAGUCAAGGAAAACGGGAGAUGUAGGCAUAUCUUCAAUUCAUUUGUCCUUAGUACCGUCUAUAUCUCUUGCUCCUCUUUCCCCAUGAAGAAGGGUCUCGACCCGAAAAGUCACCUACAAAAGUCUUUGGUCACCUAUGCCGCUCUAUGAUCGUUGCUUUCACACACACACACACACACAGCAUGUCCGACAGAUCAUUGCAGGCCGAGAGCAGGAGCAGGGUGAAGGAUGACAUCAAAUGGGUCAUGGCAGCUAUCGAAAAAGUACAGAAAUGGUAAGGGGGAAAUUAAAAAAAAAAUAGAUGCUUAACAAAAAAAAGGGGCCUUUAUUUAGCAAUGUUACAAAAUUUUGAGAUUUUAAAAAUCAAGUCUACAAUUUAUCCCAUCAGAUAAAGCAUAAAAAGAAGUUUAAUUUGACACCUAAUUCACUUUCAUAUCUUCAGUAUUAAAAAAGUUAUGGCCAUUUUCGUACUCGGAAAUUAGCAUCUUGUUCCCUAUUGAUUUUCUAUUGACUUAACACAAAAGCUGUGAUCGAGGACAGUCUAAAGCCCAUAACUUUAUUAAAAAUUAAGAGAACUGAAAGAAAUAUUUA
Messenger RNA from Leucoraja erinaceus (little skate), 7670 nucleotides. RefSeq names its product ER degradation enhancer, mannosidase alpha-like 1 (gene edem1). The coding region runs from base 118 to 1989 and encodes 623 amino acids. Lineage: Eukaryota; Metazoa; Chordata; Chondrichthyes; Rajiformes; Rajidae. Gene Ontology annotation, cellular component: endoplasmic reticulum; membrane. Gene Ontology annotation, biological process: mannose trimming involved in glycoprotein ERAD pathway; endoplasmic reticulum mannose trimming; carbohydrate metabolic process. Gene Ontology annotation, molecular function: mannosyl-oligosaccharide 1,2-alpha-mannosidase activity; calcium ion binding. The record is from RefSeq and is a predicted model, not a curated record. The transcript is spliced from 12 exons.